ACGAUUCCUCAAAAAAGGAAACAACAUUGCCUGCAGCUAGGCACAAGUGCAAAACAACACGCGUGACCUAUUUCACCACGCGGGACUCUCGCACUUUAAAUGAUUGCAACCAAUCGAGAGCACGAUAGUCCUUCCAUCAUAAACACACGAUUGAAACUUCGAUUCAUUCCAAGGUUCAUAAGACAUCUACGCAAUUUUCUAAGCCUUAAAAUGGCAUCGACGUCUGAUGCUCGUUGCGAGUUUGUUAUAGGGAACAAAUUUCGCGUACUACGAAAGAUUGGAAGCGGUUCAUUUGGUGAUAUAUACCUGGCCGUCAAUCGCCAUACGGGCGAAGAGGUCGCAGUCAAACUAGAACUACAGAAGGCAAGACAUCCUCAACUGUUGUAUGAAUCGAAACUGUAUCGUAUUUUACAAGGAGGAGUAGGAAUUCCCAAUGUCUUGUGGUACGGUCAAGAUCGCGACGUUUACAACGCACUUGUUUUAGAACUUCUCGGGCCAAGUUUAGAAGAUCUUUUUAAUUUCUGUUCACGUCGUUUUACAAUGAAGACAGUGCUUAUGUUGGCCGAUCAAAUGAUAAGCAGAAUCGAGUAUGUUCACAACAAGAAUUUCAUUCAUCGGGAUAUCAAACCCGAUAAUUUUCUUAUGGGAGUCGGAAAGUCUUGUAAUAAAGUCUACCUAAUCGAUUUUGGCCUGGCCAAGAAAUACAGGGACAGUCGUACUUAUCAACAUAUACCAUAUAGAGAGGACAAGAAUCUUACCGGUACGGCUCGUUAUGCCAGUAUAAACGCUCACUUAGGACUUGAACAGUCAAGACGGGAUGACCUGGAGUCCUUAGGUUAUGUUUUGAUGUAUUUUAAUCGUACCAGUCUACCGUGGCAAGGAUUGAAGGCAGUGACAAAGAAGCAGAAAUAUGAAAAAAUUAGCGAGAAGAAAAUGUCCACACCCGUAGAGCUUCUCUGUCGAGGAUUUCCUGCUGAAUUUGCUAUGUACCUUAAUUAUUGUAGAAAUCUACAAUUCAUGGAUAACCCUGAUUAUAUGUACCUCAGACAGCUGUUCAGGAUUCUUUUUCGCACACUCAAUUAUCAGUAUGAUUACGUUUUUGACUGGACAAUGUUGAAGCAGCGAGCUGCACAUGGUGUGGGUAUAACAACACCAAGGGCAUCAGUGAAUCUACCAGCUAUGUAUCACAGUGGACUACCAAGAGAUGUUCACCAUUUGCCAGGAAACCUUCAUCAUGAAGGAGCAACAUACAUGACUCCCAUUUCUAGAAGUGGAGGUCAUUCUUCAAUGAGCCAGAGAUACACCAACUUUAGACUGUAAUGUUCGCAUUCCACUAACUUGCUUGGGUAGCACUUAAUUGUAAGUUCAUUCUUAUUUUGUUCAACUUAUUUGAAAAGGGAAACUUGGUCCUUUAGACAAGCCAAAGAAAGCCAUUUAUAUUUUACAUGAAAAUCUUUUUAUUCCACUGUGUGGAAGUCAUUUUGAAUCCUGAACUGCAAAAUGUUAAUAAUUUUGCAAUUACACUGUACUUUGUUAAUUUCAAAUAUUCUUUUACGAAUUAAAGUAAUUAUGUUGAAUACUAAGAAAUACUGUAAAUUUUACCCAUGUAUAAUAUGUGUAUUUAGAAAAACAGACUAUUAAUUUAAUUAUUUAUCCUUAUUUUGCUAUUUGUGAUUAACAAAAUUAAUACAAUACCUUUGAUUACAGUGUACAAUAAAAACAAUGAACUCA
This is a messenger RNA of Xenia sp. Carnegie-2017, 1731 nucleotides long. RefSeq names its product casein kinase I-like. The record is from RefSeq and is a predicted model, not a curated record. Gene Ontology annotation, biological process: signal transduction; peptidyl-serine phosphorylation; negative regulation of canonical Wnt signaling pathway. Lineage: Eukaryota; Metazoa; Cnidaria; Anthozoa; Malacalcyonacea; Xeniidae. Bases 100 to 1320 code for a protein of 406 amino acids. Gene Ontology annotation, cellular component: nucleus; cytoplasm. The transcript has a single exon. Gene Ontology annotation, molecular function: ATP binding; protein serine/threonine kinase activity.